AUGUGUAUAAGUAUAUCUGCAUUCCGAAAAUACUAUCGACCGGAGCCAAAAAAACCAUACUUACAUUCAAUGAAAUUGAAAUCUCCCUUUGGAAGACCUACACGUUCUUCAUAUCUUAGAAGUCAGUUAAAUUAUGGACGUAUGGAUAGAGAAAAAAGCAAAGAUUUAAGAAGAGAUAACAGUGAUAUAUUUGACUGUCAUACUCUUAUUGAACCGAUUCAUAAGUUAUUAACUAACAGUUUAGUAAAACAAUUGUCAGUCAAACCAACAGAUUUAUACAGUUAUCUAAUUGGUUCUCAAAUGGCAGUUAAAGUUAAACAAGAAAUUUCAAAAUCUUUAGAUUUUGGAAAGAAAACCAAACCGAACUACACUAGUGUUGGGUUACAUUCAACGAAUUGUAACAAAAACAAAGUUAAACGAAAAGUACAAACAAUAAAAACUCCAAAAUCAUGUUCAAACAUUAAUAUUAAUACUAAUGAUUGUUUAAUAAUAAAAUCAAAGAAUGCUUUAAGUCAAUCAUGUUCAAUUUCUACAAAAUUAAAUUUAAUUGAUGUAAAUGAGUCAAAUUCUGAAUUCGUAAACUUAGAAAAUAAUAUAUCUGUAUGCUUAAAAAUUCAAGGUAGUCCGAGGAAAACUACCUCACUGUACACAAAACAAAAAAGUAGUUUAAGUGAAAGUGAUAUUGUGAAGGUUGUUUCACCCAGAUUAUCAAAUCAAUAUAAACAUCCAAGAACUCAAAAGUCAUGUGAAAACAUACUUUCAUUUGGUCACGCAUACUCAAUCUCUUCCAUGUCAGCUGAGAGAAUUAAGGCGAUUCUGGAUGACAAAUUAUGUAUUUACGGUUAUCAGACAGGAAAAACUCCAAGAACAUCCGAUUUCCAUAAGUUAGAUGAUAUUCCUGAAAACCAACUUCAUACUCUGUCUUAUUAUAAUGAUAACAAACAAUUGAAAGUUUCACACAAAACAUCAACUCGUCCUAAAAGUGCUGGAGAUGCUCGCACUGGAAUAAAUUCUAUUGAAGAUAUUAAAGAGUUAUUAAAUAUUCAGUCCAUAUAUACCCCACCAAAACCCUUCCUUUUAAGUGAAAGGCAACCUGAUCGAAUUAGAUCAGCGCGUGAAUAUCGACGAAAACAUAUUGAACGAAAUCUUCGUUCAUGUUUAAAUUCAACAGUUAAUCUCAUUCUUCACAACAAUGAUACUCCUGUUUCAGAUGGAACGACUACAAACAGUGUAUACAGUGCAAGACAACGAGCAGAUAUUCACUUACCAAGUGUUAAACAUUUAAUGGAAACAUAUGAAGAAGUAGAAAAGUGA
Schistosoma spindalis is the source of this 1314-nucleotide messenger RNA. NCBI's taxonomy places the organism in Eukaryota, Metazoa, Platyhelminthes, Trematoda, Strigeidida, Schistosomatidae. The record is from the annotation of a GenBank genome assembly.